AUGUUGCACUACAUCGCUGCCAGCUGCGCGUUGGUGGCGCUUCUGUGCGCGCCGCCAAGCUCUGCGGCAAUCCACAAACGCAGUGGAGCGCGUACGGGCAAUUCGGUGGGCACCGAGCCAGAGGCGACGUCUACGCAAAUGCAUAAUGUCGAACCGAGCGCAGAGAAUACGGAUCUGCUGGAUAAACUAAGCUGGAAGUGCGCCAACAAUGCCAGCUGCCUGCAUAGCGUGGCCAAUGGCAUUAUGUCCUCGUAUCGUCGUGGGGAGACGAUUAAACUGGGUCUCUUCGACUUGGUUAAGCUGCCACCUCUGGAUGAGGCGCACAAGCACAAGUGGGGCACUGGUCGCGGUAUGUCCAGCUUCAUGGAUUUCGUCAGCGGCAAUGCAAUUCGUGUGCCUGUGGGGCCGAUGGUGUUCAGUGUGCAGCGGGCCGAGGAUGACAGCGACUACAUUGAAGUGGCGCUGCUGAAGAAGGCGUCGAGUGGCACAGGACGUCUGCAAGGCAACGGCGGUGGGGGCGGCGGACUGCUCGGCGGCGGAGGCGGCGGCGGCCUUCUGGGCGGUGGUGGCGACAGCGGCGGUGGUGGCCUGCUCGGUGGACGUCGUCGACACCAGCAUCAGGAUAAGAAGCAAUUCCAAAUGUACAUACCCAUGUAUCUGGCCGCCACAACCUUUGGCUGGACCAUGGUGGCAGCCAAGGCGGUGGGUCUGCUGACCCUCAAGGCUCUAAUCCUAUCAAAAAUAGCCUUUGUCGUGGCAGCCAUUGUGCUGAUCAAGAAACUAAUGGACAAUGCCAGUGAAAAAAUGAUGUACCAGUUCCCUGAGCACACGCCCUACAUGAUGCCCUAUGGCAUGGACUAUCCCAUGCACUCCGCGGACAUCUCGCCAGAGAUGUUCCCCGGUGCACUGCACCAGCUGGCUGUUGCCGGCGGUGGCCAGAUGCCACACCCAGGCCAUCCGGGCCUGGAGAGCAUGGGCGCUGAGAGUCAUGUGCAGUCGCAGGUCUCAGGCGAUGGCAGCAACAACACCAACCCGCUGGCCGCCCUUGGCGCGUAUGGCGGGCUGGGGCAUAAGAUCAAACGUGAGGACUCUUGGAAAGCGAAGAGUAAGUCCACGCCGGCAAGACGCCCCCUCAUCUACAACUACAUGCAGCCACAGAUGCCCUUCUACCGUUCGUAG
Messenger RNA from Drosophila hydei, 1179 nucleotides. RefSeq lists its product as uncharacterized. The coding region runs from base 1 to 1179 and encodes 392 amino acids. The transcript has 4 exons. The record is from RefSeq and is a predicted model, not a curated record. NCBI's taxonomy places the organism in Eukaryota, Metazoa, Arthropoda, Insecta, Diptera, Drosophilidae.